AUCUCUCUCUCUCUCUCUCUCUCUCUCUUUCGAUUCUCCUCUUUCUCCCCUUCCUUUCGCACCCCUCAGAAAUAGCCGAUUAUCACCCCCCCUUUUCAGCAAGAACAACAAAGCAAAAUCACUAAUUGUGGGAGAGAAAGACGAAUUUGACCUUCUUCAUAAUCAAAGGGAUCGGAAAAAAAAAAAAAAAAUGGAUCGAAGAAACGAAGAAUCCCCCUCGCGUAUGGAGAAAUCAUUACCUCAUCCACCUCCAAUGCCACCUCAUUUCAACACAAGAUUUCAUCACAAGGGCUUGAUUAUAACCGGAUCGAAGAUCAGAGGGCACAGCUUUCUCCCUAGCAUUGCUGUAAAUAGUUCGUGGGACCGCCUAUUCGACGAAGGCUAUCGAGCCGAUGUCACAAUUUUGACAGAUGAUGGUGGUGUAAUAUAUGCACACUCCAGCAUUCUUGGUGUGGUUUCUCCAAUUUUCAAGGCUAUGUUAAACAAAAUAAAAACCCGAGGCCAAAGCAAUCGCCGCUCAAUCUCCAUACGCGGAGUUCCGUCAGAAGCAGUUCGUGUUUUUAUUCGAUUUUUAUAUUCUUCAUGCUACGAAGAAGAGAGCAUGAAGGAAUACGCGUUGCCUUUAUUGGUAUUAUCGCAUGCGUACGUGGUUCCUCAAUUAAAGAGACUCUGCGAGUGUUGGCUCGAGCAUAAAUUGAUGAACACGGAAAACGCAGUCGAUAUAUUCCAGCUGGCAUUGCUCUGUGAUGUCCCUCGUCUUAGCCUCAUUUCCCACCGUUUCAUUCUAUCGAAUUUCAAGUCCGUUUCUUCAUCGGACGGAUGGAAAGACAUGAAACAGAGUCACCCCGUCCUAGAAAAGGAAUUAGCCAAUUCCGUCAGGCACGAAGAUUUCAGGAAAAAGGAGAUUACGAGGAAGAUGAACGAGAGGAAAGUCUACAUGCAACUGUACGAGGCGAUGGAGGCACUCGUGCAUAUAUGCAGAGACGGGUGUCGGACAAUCGGGCCCCACGACAAGGUCCCGCCAAAAGACGAUAAUACCCCAUGCCCGUACUCGGCUUGUAAAGGGCUCGAAGCGCUCGUUCGACACUUUGCCGAGUGCAAGAUGAGAAGGCCAGGUGGUUGCGUCCAUUGCAAGAGGAUGUGGCAGAUUUUGGAGCUGCACUCUCGACUUUGCGCGAAUUCGGAUGACUGCAGAGUGCCUUUGUGCAGGAAGUUUAGGCAGAGGAGAAGAAAACAGAGCAAGAAAGAAGAGAUGACGUGGAGGAUUUUGGUGAAGAAGAUAGUGAGAUCGAAGAGUAUUAGUGGAGGACCAUAUUUUUCAUUGGAAUCAACAACUUAAUUUUUCUCAUUGUAGACGAGAUAAUUUUGAAUGCAUAUAAUUCUUUGUUCGUACUUUGUAAUAAGUUGUAAAUUAAGAAAAGGGUAUAUUUGUAGCUAAAACAAAUAUUGCAGAAGUUUAUAUAAUAUAAUUUAUUUAUUUAUUUA
Messenger RNA from Erythranthe guttata (spotted monkey flower), 1485 nucleotides. Lineage: Eukaryota; Viridiplantae; Streptophyta; Magnoliopsida; Lamiales; Phrymaceae. The record is from RefSeq and is a predicted model, not a curated record.